Aspergillus mulundensis is the source of this 540-nucleotide messenger RNA. RefSeq lists its product as uncharacterized. Bases 1 to 540 code for a protein of 179 amino acids. The record is from RefSeq and is a predicted model, not a curated record. The transcript is spliced from 2 exons. Lineage: Eukaryota; Fungi; Ascomycota; Eurotiomycetes; Eurotiales; Aspergillaceae.
AUGACAGAGAUUUCCGCCGAGUUUGAUGGCUGGUCCUCGUAUCCACGCAAUCUGGGCUUAUCGGCCGCAGUCGACGCCAAAGGCUACGAUCGGCGCCUCGUACAAGCGGAGAAGCGUCUCUUUGCAGACGAGGACUCUGACGACGACUCUGAUGGGGACGAAAAUGUGGCACAGAUGCUUGAACUGGGGCCUGUUUGCCAAGACAUCGGGUACAAUGUCAAAUACGUGGCCGCCCAUGGUCGCUCCUUUCCAAAGGACCCAUAUUCUGUGCGCGAAACUGGAGUAUACCAUGGUUUCGACGCUGCGGCACAACAGACACAGUGGGUCUUCAUACAAGCAUCGCAAGAGCUACAGGAGCGCAUGAGAGGAUAUUUCACGCGCCCAGAGGAAUCGCACGCAGAAGCUCAAAUCGGGAUACACGGGAUAAUAUUCCAAACUGCCAGUCAAGCAUGGCGGGAAUACCUCGUCUAUCUAGAAGGGACCUUCGCGAAAAUGGCAAGUAUUGAUUCCAGCUUUAGCCUUCAAGACCGGUAUGACUGA